AUGGACAGGGAUGACGGCCUCCUUUACCAGUACGAAGUCAAUCUCGUAGCCGCCCUUGCCGGUGGCACCAUCUUCAUUGAGUAUUUCGAUCAAGGCUUUUUGAGCGUUAAGAUCGGGCCUGGCGAGGCCAUUUCCCUACCAAACGUCAACGAACCCAUCCUUCGCAAGAUUGACGAGUGGUGCGAGCAUCAAUCUUCGUGGCAUAGCGGAUCGGCAUGCGACCUCUCCUCGAUUUACUCGAUCUUCGAUAUCAUGAAAGCCAUCGAGCACGAGCGAAAGGGCCGAUACCGUCUCUACCGAUGUUGGGAUCCACAUCUUCGCCCAUCCCCGCAACCUCUACCCCUUGGCCAUUGCGCCUUGAGUUUUUCGAAAUUCAAAUGA
This is a messenger RNA of Neurospora tetraspora, 381 nucleotides long. RefSeq lists its product as uncharacterized. The transcript has 2 exons. The coding region runs from base 1 to 381 and encodes 126 amino acids. The record is from RefSeq and is a predicted model, not a curated record. Lineage: Eukaryota; Fungi; Ascomycota; Sordariomycetes; Sordariales; Sordariaceae.